Molecule: messenger RNA, 1089 nt
Organism: Rhinocladiella mackenziei CBS 650.93
Lineage: Eukaryota; Fungi; Ascomycota; Eurotiomycetes; Chaetothyriales; Herpotrichiellaceae
Exons: 2
Coding region: 1-1089 (362 amino acids)
Cellular component (GO): mitochondrion
Source: RefSeq, a predicted model, not a curated record
AUGCUUCCUCGCCGAUUGCCCCUCUCCUCUCCUCAAGCCACCUUUCUCCUUCGUGCCUUCACCAGCUCUGCACUAUGCAGGGAGCCUCCUCGAUCCCCUGGAUUGGGCGACAUCACUCCUGAUGGAGCUGAUGCGUUCAAUACUAAGCAGAAGGAAUUUCGAGAUGGACUUGAAGCGGCUAAGAAGAGAAAGGAACAAGCUGAUAGUCAGUUACUUGCUGCCUCUGCGUCUUCUUCAUCCCCCAGUGCUUCUGGUGUGUUUCGAUCUCUGGGCUUGGGCUCACUUUCUACUGCUCCCAUUACAGAAGAAGCAAGACAAGCCGAAACAGACACCUCUGCGAGGCGAUCGGGCAAACUCUCUAGCUUCAUUUAUGGGACACCCGAAGGUCAACAGCUUGACAAAGAGAUGGAAAGGUCGUUUUCGCAGGUAUUAGCUAGAGGCAAAUAUGUGCAUUCGAUCGUUUUCCAUGAUGUCAAACCCGAUAAGGUAGAUGAGUAUGUCCAGCUUGUUGGCAAUUGGUAUCCCAAGAUGGCCAACAUUCCGGAAAACAAAGUCCAUCUGGUCGGUAGCUGGAGAACGGAAGUUGGAGAUUGUGACACUUUUGUACACAUCUGGGAAUACCAACGAUACACUGGCUACCACGCCUCUUUGCAUAGCAUCUCGCACCAUCCUGGAUUUCCGGAAUUUGACCGGAAACUAAAGACGCUCAUCAACUCUAAAAAGGUAUCGCUUAUGCAAGAAUUUUCAUUUUGGCCAACCACUCCACCGCGAAAACUCGGCGGACUCUUCGAGCUACGAUCAUACACCCUUCAUCCUGGAAACUUAUUGGAAUGGGAGACUCAUUGGAGAAAAGGACUCAAAAUACGACGAGAAGUAAUGGAAGGUGUUGGAGCUUGGUUUGUACAAAUCGGAGAUCUCAAUACCGUGCAUCAUCUGUGGCAAUUUGCCGAUUUGGAGGAACGAAAGUUGAGACGGGAACAAUCUUGGGGGGUUGAGGGUUGGGGUGAUACUGUUCACAAAACGGUGCCACUCAUUCAGACGAUGAAGAGCAAGAUCCUCAUCCCUAUGCCGUGGAGUCCAGUUGGCUAA